AUGUCAGGGGACCGCCGUAUAUAUAUACACACGCGCGAAGCUGAUGAGCAGCACCCCGCCGCCUGGCUCACACCGGCUCGCAUCAGCACGGCUCGGCUCGGUCCGCUCGGCCCUGCCGGCUCCCCAUGCUUGGGGCUCCGCCGCGCACCCCCACAUGCCCACCGGGAGAGGCCGGCAGCCGCUCUCCGCCGCCGCCGCGCCCUAGCCCGCUCGCCCCGCGCCCGCAUGGCUCCGCUGGCCGAGGUGGGCGGCUUCCUGGGCGGCCUGGACGGCCUGGGGCAGCCGGUGGGUGCCCACUUCUUGCUGCCGCCCGCCGGGGAGCGCCCGGCGCUGCUGGGGGACCGGCGCGCCGCGGCGGAGCGCGGGGACCGGCGCGCCCCGGCGGCGGCGGCGGCGGCGGCGGCGGACCUGGCGCACUUGCAGGGCAUCCUGCGGCGGCGGCAGCUCUACUGCCGCACCGGCUUCCACCUGCAGAUCCUGCCCGACGGCAGCGUGCGCGGCACCCGCCAGGACCACAGCCUCUUCGGUAUCCUUGAAUUCAUCAGUGUGGCAGUGGGACUGGUCAGUAUUAGAGGCGUGGACAGUGGCCUUUACCUUGGAAUGAAUGAGAAGGGAGAACUCUACGGCUCUGAGAAACUAACUUCAGAGUGCAUCUUCAGGGAACAAUUUGAGGAGAACUGGUACAACACUUACUCCUCCAAUGUGUACAAACAUGGGGAUUCAGGGCGGAGGUACUUUGUGGCACUUAAUAAAGACGGUACUCCCAGAGAUGGGGCAAGGUCCAAAAGACACCAGAAAUUCACACAUUUCUUGCCCCGGCCUGUGGACCCUGAAAGAGUUCCAGAACUGUACAAAGAUGUGUUAGGAUACAGCUGA
Molecule: messenger RNA, 876 nt
Organism: Oenanthe melanoleuca
Lineage: Eukaryota; Metazoa; Chordata; Aves; Passeriformes; Muscicapidae
Gene: FGF20
Product: fibroblast growth factor 20
Biological process (GO): animal organ morphogenesis; regulation of cell migration; positive regulation of protein phosphorylation
Cellular component (GO): cytoplasm
Molecular function (GO): fibroblast growth factor receptor binding; growth factor activity
Source: RefSeq, a predicted model, not a curated record